Triticum urartu is the source of this 887-nucleotide messenger RNA. Its product is annotated as MAPK kinase substrate protein At1g80180-like. The record is from RefSeq and is a predicted model, not a curated record. Lineage: Eukaryota; Viridiplantae; Streptophyta; Magnoliopsida; Poales; Poaceae.
ACCGGCUGUUGACUGCUCUCCUGUCUGUACGUUAAUGGCCGUCCCUUUCCCUUCACAUAUAUACAUACGCACAGGAGGCCUGGGAAGGCAAAGCACCAACCUCAGGAGACACAUCCUCCUUGCCUCUUGUGUUCUCUUCUCCAUAGCUUGCAGAUAAGCAAAGCUUGUCCGUUGCGCGGGGAGGGGAGGUGGACAGGUGCGGAUGGAAGGGUUGCAGAGAUCGUCCUCGACUUUCAGACGGUCCGGCUCGUCGGGCCUGGUGUGGGACGAGCGGUUCCUGACCGAGGGCGCCGAGGCGCAGGCCGCCAGCGAGGGCGGCGCCGAUGACGCCCAGCCGGAGAUGCGGCGCUCCCGGAGCACCGGCGGCGUCGGGAUGAUGCUGCGCCGGGGCGGCGACGACAAGAAGCAGCAGCAGCAGAAAAAGAAGGAGCAACAAGGCCAGAAGAAGAAGGACGAGGAGCGCGAUCCCCAGGUGUUCCGGACCAAGGAGGUGGCCCCGGACGUGGACCCGCCGUCGCCGAGGGUGUCCGGCUGCAUCCUCUGCGCCAUCUUCGGGGGCUCCGGCUCCGGCUCCGGCUCCAGCCCCGCGGCGCGCCGAGGCCGCGCCAAGCCGAAGAGGAAGCAACGGCCGGCGGCGUGAAGCUUGAUCGGGCCAUGGUGGGUGCCAUGCGAGCUGUGUUUAUACUGGAGUGAUGAUGAUGGUAUACUACUGAUAUUGGUUGGUUUGUAUUGUACUCCGCUCUGCGUUACCGCGUAGCUAGUAGUCCAUACGUGUCAGGUUAGUUCCUCUUUUUUGGGUCAGUUUCUGGAUUCAGAUCCGUGAGCUGAGCAGCUGCUGUUGAGAUCUGUGGUGUUCUCUCUUGAUCUGGUGCAUGGCCUUUCCCCUC